Messenger RNA from Nannospalax galili (Upper Galilee mountains blind mole rat), 1425 nucleotides. RefSeq names its product translation initiation factor IF-2-like. The transcript is spliced from 5 exons. Lineage: Eukaryota; Metazoa; Chordata; Mammalia; Rodentia; Spalacidae. Bases 1 to 1290 code for a protein of 429 amino acids. The record is from RefSeq and is a predicted model, not a curated record.
AUGAAGAAGAAGACAUUGCUGAACUACAAGAGAAGCAAGGAGAGGGCAGAUAGUUGGUCAGUGCUGCUGGCCUCUGCUACCACCAGUGGUGGAGGUAGAGCACCCACGCUGCCCAUGCUGCCCACGCUGUGUGCUAAACAUGAAUCUGUGAGAUUAGGACUUGUAAACCCUCAGUACAUCAUCCCAAAAGUCAAAAGUUACAGCCAGGCCAAAAGACACAUCCAGAUCCAGGCUGGCCCGUGUUGUUCUAACAGAUGCCAGUGGAAUGAGGGGGUGAAGCCUGAUGCUGCACAUGUCAUGACCCGUAACAUGGCAGACAAUGGUGGAAAGCAGCUCAGCCAUGCCCUUGACUGCACCUCACUUCUAGGGGGCGACAGGGUCUGUCUCACACUUCGAGUCUAUUUGUAUAACACCAGUGAGCCAGGCCUAGGGGAGGAACCAGAUGAGGAGUCAUACGCCAUUGACCAUAGCCAUCUCUUCCAGGCAGAAAGAUGGAAAAAUGCCCUGGGAAUUGAGGCGUAUGGGGACCAAGAUGCAGAAGAUGAGAGUAAUGAUAGCCCCGCAGCAGCCAGGUGCGUGCUGAAAGCCACACCCGCCCCCCCCGGCCCUGCGCAGGGGUCUCCUAGCGACGUCACAAAACCCCAGGGAGAACGUGCGGUUCGCAGGGUGCAUCCCUCCUGGGGAGGGCACCAGGCUGUCGCGGUCACCCCGCAGCCUGCCUCCCCCGGGCCCUGGACUUGGAGUGCCCCGGAGGUCCAGUGGAGAGAGCUGCGGACGGGAUGCCCACCUACCCCGGGUCACUACCCUGCAGGUCGCCGAGCCUUCGGAUUUCCGACCGUAGCAGCCCGGCCUUCCUCACACCUGGGCGGGGACUGCAGGCGCCGGGGGAAGCCGGGCCGGAGGGCGGGCUCGGGGCGGAGCCUGGAGGACGAAGGCGGGGCCAGAGAGGCCCGGAGGUGGGGUCAGGCUCCCGGGGGCGGGGCCGGGGCGCGGCGCACUCGGCCUUCGGGCCGCGCCCAGGCGGACGGGAGGCAGCGGCCGCAGCUCGGGCCUGCGGCGCGGGGAUUGGCUGCAGCGGGCGGAGACGUCAGGCUCCCGGGGCCCCAACGGCCGCUCAGCGCGGCGCGGCGCAGUCGGCUCGAGUGGCCCCGUAGCGAGGAGCUUGCCUCAGCCGUGUCCCCCUCCGCCGCCGCCGGGCUGCGCCGCUAUUGCCCGGACGCAUCGCCUAGCUUCUCGCCGCGCUCAGCCCCGCGGCCUCCGCUCCCCUCGCCGUCCGCACCCGCAACAUGACGAAGACCGAGAAGAAGUCUUUCCACCAGAGCGUGGCCGAGUGGAAGCUCUUCAUCUACAACCCGACCAGCGGAGAGUUCCUGGGGCGCACCGCCAAGAGCUGGGGUGAGCGGGCGGCGGCGGGCGGGCGGGACA